Molecule: messenger RNA, 1390 nt
Organism: Paramecium primaurelia
Lineage: Eukaryota; Ciliophora; Oligohymenophorea; Peniculida; Parameciidae
Source: the annotation of a GenBank genome assembly
AUGAAAGAGCGAAUUAAAUACUUGAACGAUAAAAAAGUCAAUGUUAAAGGCAAAUAUGUUGCUUAUUGGAUAUAAGCAAGUUAGAGAACCAAAUACAAUCAUGCUCUUGAAUUGGCUAUUUAAAAGGCAAAUUAAGAAUAAAUACCCUUAUUUUGUUUCUUUGGGUUAACUAAAUAUCCUGCUGCUAAUCAAAGACCUUAUCAUUUUAUGUUAGAGGGUAUUUAAAUAGUCUUAAAAAAAUAAAGGAUUGUAAUAACUAAAAACUAGUCUUGCAAAUAGAAAAAUAUUAUUUGGAGUAGCUAAAUAAUCUCCAGAUGAUUUAGCAAUUUCUAUUGCUUAAAAUGCUAAAUUAUUAAUAGUUGAUUGUGGAUAUCUUCGUAUCUAAAAAUAAUGGAGAAAAAAAGUAGCAGAUACUAUUGAUUGUUAAUUUAUAUAAGUAGAAACAGAUGUUUUAGUACCAGUUGAAUAAGCAAGUUAAAAAGAGGAAUGGGCAGCAAAAACUAUUAGACCCAAAAUUUAAUCUCUUAUAAAAUAUUUUUCAUAAGAAUUGAAUGAGGAAAUAUUAUUAAAAAAAAUGGAUAAAUUACCAUUCGAAGAAUAUGAUAUAUCUAACAUCUAAAAAGUAAUAGAUGAUUUAGGAGUUGAUAAAAGUGUUUCUAUAGUUUAAUAAUUUAAAGGAGGUGAAAUAGAAGCAUAAACUAGAUUGGAAGAAUUUUUGAAUAAAAAAUUAAAAAAUUAUUCUAAAAACAGAAAUGAUCCAUCACUUAAUGCAACAUCUAAUUUAUCACCUUAUUUACAUUUUGGAAUGAUAUCUCCAUUAUAUAUAUAUUUAGAAGCAAUGAAAUUUCCAGCAUCAGAAAGUAGAGAAUCAUUUUUAGAAGAAUUGAUAGUAAGGAGAGAAUUAUCUAUGAAUUUUUGUCAUUAUAAUGAAUUAUAUGAUAAAUAUGAAGGUUUGCCUGAUUGGGCUAAAAAUACAUUGAAAGAACAUGCUAAAGAUAAAAGAGAUUAUAUAUAUACAUUAGAAUAAUUCGAAAAAGCAAAAACACAUGAUGUAUAUUGGAAUUCUGCAUAACUUGAAGCUAUGCAUAAAGGUAAAAUUAGUGGAUAUAUGAGAAUGUAUUGGGGAAAAAAGGUAAUAGAAUGGACAGAAUCUCCAUAAUAAGCAUUUGAAUAUUUGGUUUAUUUGAAUGAUAAAUAUCAUUUAGAUGGUAGAGAUGCAAAUGGAUAUACUGGAGUAGCUUGGUGUUUUGGAAAACAUGAUAGACCAUGGACAGGUAGAAAGAUCUUUGGAAAUAUUCGAUACAUGAUUGAUAGUGGUUUAAAACGAAAAUUUGAUACAGGAUAAUAUGUAUUGAAUGUAAAUUAGUUAAAAAAGCAAUCAUUAAAAUGA